Andrographis paniculata is the source of this 1688-nucleotide messenger RNA. RefSeq lists its product as uncharacterized. The record is from RefSeq and is a predicted model, not a curated record. The transcript is spliced from 10 exons. Lineage: Eukaryota; Viridiplantae; Streptophyta; Magnoliopsida; Lamiales; Acanthaceae. Gene Ontology annotation, molecular function: nucleic acid binding; RNA-DNA hybrid ribonuclease activity. The coding region runs from base 211 to 1314 and encodes 367 amino acids.
ACCCAACUCCUACCCACCCCUAGGGUCACCCCCACCCACCCCCGCGACCCUAAACCCUCGUCGCUGUGUAGGCUCUUUCGUCGCUUCUCUGGCAAUCUGCAAUCUGUCUAUCCAGUUCCGCUCGGAAUCGGGGGUUUCGGUAUACUUACUGGAUGUUGCCGGAGUAAUCUUUGCCGAGAAUCUGGCAAACGAGGGGGGGGAGUGCUUGGAAUGAUAAGUUUGUUUCGUGCAUGCUGUUCAACUCUGUUGUUUAGUACACAUAUUUUUGAAGCGACGAGCGAAUCUUGCAAAUGCUUUUUGCCUUUUCGGAAACCAAGCUUCUGGCAUUCAGGUGCUAGGACAGUGAAUUCGAAAUUGUUGCUAACAAGAAUUCACAUUCGGUGCUAUUCAUCCAAGAAAUCUGGUGGCGGUGGUGGAAGUGGUUCCCUUAAGAAGAAACUUCCUAAAAAGCUAAUGAAGGAUGACAGGGAAGCAUUCUUUGUGGUUCGCAAGGGUGAUCUUGUGGGAGUAUAUAAAAGUUUGAGUGAUUGCCAAGCUCAAGUUGGAACCUCGGUAUGUGACCCUCCUGUCAGUGUGUACAAAGGUCACUCUAUGCCCAAGGAUACGGAGAAGUAUCUAAUCUCUUGUGGGCUUAAGAAUGCUCUUUACACAAUCAGAGCAUCGGAUCUAACUGAACAACUUUUUGGAACUCUUGUAUCUUGUCCAUUUCCGCCUUCAUCUUCUAGAGGUGAAACAUCAAGCGAGCCUGUGACAAAGAAGAGAGCACAGGAAUCUCUAUAUUCAGAUUAUGGAGAAGCUGUGGGACCUAUGCUGGCUUCAAACGAUGGCCUAACAAAGCACUUGAAGUUAGAUUCUCAUAAAGUCGAACGGAAUCAAUCAGCUUGCAGAUCUUGUACCCUUGAGUUUGAUGGUUCUUCGAAAGGAAAUCCUGGACAAGCUGGAGCAGGAGCUGUACUUCGUUCAGAUGAUGGAAGUUUGAUUUGUAGGUUGCGUGAGGGCUUAGGCGUUGCCACCAAUAAUGCUGCCGAAUACCGUGCAUUUAUAUUGGGGUUGAAAUAUGCCUUAGGCAAAGGUUUUACGAGUGUCCGAGUUCGAGGUGACUCCAAACUUGUCUGCAUGCAGAUUCAAGGAUUAUGGAAGGUUAAGAACCAAAACAUCUUCAGCCUGUAUGACGAGGCGAAGAAACUGAAGGAUAAAUUUCACUCUUUCCAAAUCAUUCAUGUCCUAAGGGACUUAAAUUCUGAGGCUGAUGCACAGGCAAACUUAGCUGUCGAUCUCGCUGAAGGACAGGUUCAGGAGGAAAUCGAUAAGUAGCUUUCCAGUGGCUACCAAUGGACUUUCCGAACAUUUCAUAUGCGCCUUAUUAGCUGGACAUCAUCAGCGUUGUGCUUCACCGAGCUAUUCGACAUCGAUUCGUGUCCAUUAGGAUCCUCAAUUCUAACUUCAUCCACAACUGGCUAUGGAUGCAAUGCAUUAAAACCCAAAAAAAAAAAAACAAGAAAGGUGAAAUUUUCUCCUUAAAUUUAUCUUGCUGGUUCCAGCCACUACAUACAUAUACAUAUAUAUAUUGUUGAUACUAUUAUUGCAAUUUUUUGAAAAGUUGUGUGCAAUUGGGGUUGUUUUGUAAAUUGUCACAAGCUGUGAAAAAUAUCCAUCCCAGUGGAGAUUAGGUUUGUUUGAUAAAACAA